AUGGUGCUGUUCUCAGGUCGCUUUGAUUCCGCCGUCUCCUUCCUCGUCCUCACCGCUCCCGUUUGGGUCUUCAUCUCCGGUGUUGUGGCCCCGGCUGUGUUCGUGGUGGAUCCAGCCGUUGGCGACGCUGUCCGCGCCAGCAAGAACUCCCGGCUUGCCACUGCUCAAGCAUGGUUCCACACCGGGCGGAGAAGGUGGUGGACCUGUAGGACAUCGAGACAGGCUGCGUUGGACGACACCUUCGUCAACGACAGCACCGGUGGGACCAGCCUCAAGGCCCACGUGCGCCUUGCUGAAGGACGUACGAAGAGCAGUCAGAGCUACACAACGCAGUCUGGCAACGACCGCACUGAGAUCAAUGACACCGUCUUCAAUGGUCACCAGUGGCGGCUUCAACUUCGUUGUCAAGCAUCAAGGCCAGCUGCCGUGUGCUCAGAGAUCUGCAAGGGUGCUCUGGGAGUGGCCCCCACCUCUGUCAUCACGGGGCCCACUUGGGGCAGUGAUGGUCCUCAGAUUCAACGCGAUAAGAAGGGAUGUCAACAUCUUAAGAGUCUGGUGAAGGGUUCAAUAGUCACAGACAGCUCCAAUACUACAUUUUGUGUUUAUGACUCCGACAUUGCUACUGGCUAUGGUGUUGGUGCUUUCCUGUUUCUUCUCUCAGGCCAUUCACUGCUUAUGGGUGUUACGAGAUGCAUGUGCUUUGGUGCACCACUUGCACCAGGUGGAAGCAGAGCCUGGUCCAUCAUAUACUUCGCAUCUUCAUGGAUCACAUUUGCAAUUGCAGAGGCCUGCCUAAUUGCUGGAGCAACAAAGAACGCAUAUCACACCAAGUAUAGGAAUAUGGUAUAUGCUGGUAACUGGACUUGCCAAUCUCUACGCAAAGGAGUGUUUAUUGCUGGAGCAGUCUUCGUGGUGUUCACCAUGAUUUUGAACGUCUACUUCUACAUGUACUAUUCUAAGGCCACUAGCCAAGCUGCAAAAAGGAUCAGUAAGACAACUCCCAGCGUUGGCAUGACCGGCUAUGCGUGA
Messenger RNA from Miscanthus lutarioriparius, 1029 nucleotides. NCBI's taxonomy places the organism in Eukaryota, Viridiplantae, Streptophyta, Magnoliopsida, Poales, Poaceae. The record is from the annotation of a GenBank genome assembly.